AUGGCAUCGAUGCGGUCUCUACUCUUCUGCCUCUGCUUCGCGCUGGCGGCAGCACAGAUGGCAACGAACAGCCGCCAGCGUGGGCUCGGGAUCCAGGACCUGCCCGUCUGUGGGGUAAAUAUCACCGCCCUCUACGGCAUCGGCUGGGGCCAGCUGCGCAAGGAGCAGGAGAAGGGCGGCGGCGGCGGUGGCCUUCCUGGAUGGGGCCCACCCCAGGGACAGGGAGGUGGAGGUGGCCGGCUGGGCGCCGCCAUGGCGCGGGUGUCGCGCCCGGGCAGCGCCAUCCUGUCGCGGGGCUCGCGGGCCGCGCGCACCGUCGGCGACUCGAUCGGCAGCGUCGUGUACCGCGCGCGGCCGGCGCGCGGAGCCAGGCGGGGGUACCGGCAGGUCCAGUGGGACAGCCGGGGUGGCGGCGGCGGCGGCGUCACGUACCCAGCCGACACGUACCGCCACCCGGCCUUUGAGGACGCCGGCGAGGCCAGCGACGCCGCCGCGGGCCCGCCGUCGCGGCCCGAGAGCGGCAGUGGUGGUGGUGGUGGCGGUGGCAACAGGCAGUCGUCGUUCGAGGUGCGCACGCAGCCGCGCUCCCACGUCAACUACCACCUGCCGCGGAGGCCGGCACGCAGGGAGCCGGGCGGCGCGGUUACGGAUAUCGGGCUGCCGUCCCCGCGCAGGAAGUCCUUCAGGCCGUCGGCGGGGCGCCGGGAGCUUGUCACGAUCUAA
Messenger RNA from Gaeumannomyces tritici R3-111a-1, 723 nucleotides. RefSeq lists its product as hypothetical. The record is from RefSeq and is a predicted model, not a curated record. Bases 1 to 723 code for a protein of 240 amino acids. NCBI's taxonomy places the organism in Eukaryota, Fungi, Ascomycota, Sordariomycetes, Magnaporthales, Magnaporthaceae. The transcript has a single exon.